This is a messenger RNA of Salvelinus sp. IW2-2015, 1733 nucleotides long. Its product is annotated as jun dimerization protein 2. The record is from RefSeq and is a predicted model, not a curated record. Gene Ontology annotation, molecular function: DNA-binding transcription factor activity, RNA polymerase II-specific; RNA polymerase II cis-regulatory region sequence-specific DNA binding. Gene Ontology annotation, cellular component: nucleus. Lineage: Eukaryota; Metazoa; Chordata; Actinopteri; Salmoniformes; Salmonidae. Gene Ontology annotation, biological process: regulation of transcription by RNA polymerase II.
GACCUUCCAUCUCUUCCUCUCUCCCUCCAUAGCUGUGGUGUAUGGUGGCUGGGUCUGACAUGAUGCCCGGCCAGAUCCUUGACCCCUCCCUGACGGCCGGCUCCUUGCCCAGCCUGGGCCCACUGGCGGGCAUCUCUGCCACUACACUCACCGAUCAGCUCAAACUUGCACAGGACUUCAGGAACCUGGGCGCCAUGUUGUCACCGCUGCAUUUCCUGGGACGGCUGGGGAAGAGGCCGCUCACUGCUAUCAAGGGAGAGAUGGACGAGGACGACGAGCGGAGGAGACGGAGGAGGGAUAAGAACAAAGUGGCAGCAGCACGGUGUCGGAACAGGAAGAAGGAGAGAACGGACUUCCUCCAAAGGGAGUCGGAGCGUCUGGAGGUGGUGAACUCUGACCUGAAGUCCCAGAUUGAGGAGUUGAGGAUGGAGAGACAGCAGYUAAUGGUGAUGCUCAACCUCCACCGCCCCACCUGCAUCGUCCGCACCGACAGCGUCAAGACCCCCGAGAGCGAGGCCAACCCCCUGCUAGAACACCUGGCUGCCGAAAAGUUGACCGCCUCCAAAUGAAACCACAAGGGGAAACAAGAAACCGAAGGUCGACAAAGAUAGAUCCGCCAAAAAAAACAACUGUCGUCAUCAUCGUGAAUGGUGGCCAUUUUGGAAAAAAAAUUCAAAAAUCAACUGCCGUUUUUGUUGUUGAAGCACAUACAGUAUGUACUGUCUUGACCUCAAAGCUGGAGACUUGUUGAGACUCUUGUCUGUCUUUGCCCGAAGACCUGUUUUUUUUUAAAAGGUUCCGUUGCCUCGGUAACACCGUGGUAAUGUUACCUGAGUGGGCUCUGAGGGACGUACUGCCUUUACGCCCAACCCAGUUCUCUCUGCGUCAUCAUAAGUGCUGUUUGUUCUGAAACCCAGUCAGUGCCUCAAGUUUAACUUACUGCAUCACAACCAUCACUUACAAUAAAGGACAAAAUAGAAGAAGGUAUGAAGUGGAAACUAUAAUGUUGAAGAGGAAACACUAAGGGCAAUCAUUCUAAUGCUUCUGUUACUGACACUUAUCAGCACUGAGACAAACAAAGGGGCUGUUUUUUUAAUAUUCUAAACCUGUAUAACGGUAGAGACACACAGGUGUAGCCAGCCAGCGUGCUGCGGUUCGCCAGUGUACUGUAUACCACGUUUAAAUAUACAGCCUUAGUAAUAUUCUAGGAUAUUACUGCAUUCAGUGUAUACUAAAGUUGGAACAUAGUUGUUUUGUAUUUUAUAUUACAAUGCAGAUUUUCUUUUUAAAUUUWMAAAAAAAUGUAACCUUUAAAAAAAAWAAUUAUAUCCUCUGCCUUGACGAUGGCAGUAUCCGGUUGAUCCGAUUUGUGGUGACGCUGGCGUCAUAAAUAAAAGCACAUAUAAAACUAUAUGAAAUAAUGUUUACACUCCUGUUUAUAAAAAAAAAAGGCAUUGUUACGUCAAUGUCUGUCUUGCAAUGUGCUUAUUUUAUACCGCUUUAUAUAUAUAUAUAAAUGACAUGUAUUAUUGUGAAAUGUUCUGUAUUCUAAUCACUUGAUGUGAUUUAGCAUUUUUACAUCUGUCAGUCUGUCCAGUUCUAUUUUUCUAUAUGAAUAUUGCGCUGUUUAGCAGCUGUGAAAAGAACAAUUGUUCAGUUAACAGCUGAGCAAUAUCUCUCAAUGACUUAUGUAUGACUUUCUUACCCCCCAUAUAUAAAUUAUAUUUGUCAAA